Messenger RNA from Cucurbita maxima (winter squash), 651 nucleotides. RefSeq names its product mini zinc finger protein 1. Lineage: Eukaryota; Viridiplantae; Streptophyta; Magnoliopsida; Cucurbitales; Cucurbitaceae. Gene Ontology annotation, biological process: regulation of developmental process; regulation of DNA-templated transcription. Gene Ontology annotation, cellular component: nucleus. The transcript has a single exon. Gene Ontology annotation, molecular function: transcription cis-regulatory region binding; DNA-binding transcription factor activity. Bases 217 to 513 code for a protein of 98 amino acids. The record is from RefSeq and is a predicted model, not a curated record.
AAUAAAAGCUGUCUAGCAUGGCUAGGGUUUAGGAUUAAUACACUUAGGGCACCAAAAAUGGAGAGAUAAAGGGCAUAAUUGUAGUGAGUCAAAAAGAAUCUGGAUUCUUCCUCUCCCACUUUCUUUUAUAGAUUUGAAUGAGUGAAACCCAUUUCAUCUCUUCAUCUCACAAAGCUAGGGUUCCUUAUUUGUUGUUCUUAAAACUCCCUCAUCACCAUGAUGAAGAAACGCCAAGUGAUUGUGAAAAGAACAGAUGGAUCAUCAAAUAGGAACAGCAGCAGCAGCACAUCAUCAUCAGCUGUGAGAAGCUUGGUUAGAUAUGGAGAGUGCCAAAAGAAUCAUGCUGCCAAUAUUGGUGGAUAUGCUGUUGAUGGAUGCACAGAAUUCCUUGCAAAUGGAGAAGAAGGCUCUAAUGGAGCUCUUACUUGUGCUGCUUGUGGCUGCCACAGGAACUUCCAUAGAAGAGAAGUUGAAACUGAAGUGGUUUGUGAAUACUUUCCUCCAAAUGCUUGAAAACAUCCAAAAUUAUAUAUAACAACACCCUUUUCAUAAUUCAUAUUCAUAUAUAUUGAUGUCACUAAGAAUGAUUGUGGUUUGAAACAUAAGAGAUUUGUAAUUAAAUUGUGUAUUGAUUUGCUUUUUUUUUUCUUC